AUGGAAACCAUCUUGUUCAAGCUCUCUCUUCUAAUCCUCAGUUCCCUCUGUCUCAAACUUGUCCGCUGCGAUGGAGCGGAUCGAAUCACUCCAACCCGUUCACUUUCCGGCGACCAAACGAUCGUCUCGGCAGGAGGAGUCUUCGAAUUGGGUUUCUUCAAGCCUGGGAAAUCAGGAAAUUACUGCGUAGGGAUUUGGUACAAGCAAGUUUCUCCAAGGACGGUAGUUUGGGUAGCAAACAGAAACAGUUACUCCCCUCUUCCCGACAGGUUCUCUGCCGAGCUCAAGAUUACCGAUUACGGAUACCUGGCUCUACACGACGGCUCAAAUCGAGAAAUUUGGUCCACCGGUAUGGUGGACAGGAAUUUCCGCUACGCAGAAGCUGUGCUUCUGGAUGAUGGAAAUCUCGUCCUAACGUCAAAUGGGUCUUCUCCAAUUUCCCCAAAUCAAUCGCUUUGGCAAAGCUUUGAUCACCCUGGAGAUACCUGGAUCCCCGGUGGCAAGAUUGGGUUCAACAAGGUUAAGGAGCAAGAUAUCUCUCUGACCUCGUGGCGAAACAGAGAAGACCCUGCUACAGGCCCCUUCUCACUCAAGCUGGGGCCAAACCGGUCACUCGAGCUCCGGAACAUGUACACGGCUUUCCGGGCGAGCGAAUCUUUCUCUGGGCGUGUUUCAGGCUCCAUUUCGGAGAUGAAAUUGAAGCUCAUGAGCCUUUCUUAUGUGGAUAAUAGGAAUGAGAGCUAUUUAACCUACUCUCAGUACAACAUCUCCCAGCUGGCUCAACUUGUGGAGGAACCUAAUGCCUUGAUUAAGCAGCUGUACGAGUCCGGGUACAAUGGCUCUUUGUUCUCACGGUAUGUUGUGGAUGUACGUGGGAAGCUUCAGCUGCUCGCCUGGCAGGAAUCCACCAAGCAAUGGCUAUUAGUUUGGUCGCAUCCUAGAUCCCAAUGUCAAGUCGAUGGUUAUUGUGGUCCGUAUGGGAGCUGUAUGGGGGAAUCCAGUCGUUCCCCCUGUCAAUGUUUGACAGGGUUUGUUCCCUUAUCUCAGGUUGAGUACAGUUCUGAGGUCUUUUACCGUGGCUGCUAUAGAAGCUCGCCACUUGAGUGCAGGAAACCUGAUUGGUUCUUGCCUAAUUACAAUGUGAAAUUGCCUGAUAAACCUGAGACGGCAGUUGCUGGAAGUCCAAAGGAUUGCGAGGCGGCUUGUUUGAGAUCUUGUAGCUGUACAGCUUAUUCCCACAGUGGAGACCAAUGCUUCACUUGGUAUGGGGUUCUCAUGAAUUUGCAGCAGGAUGUCCCAGGUGGGCAAACGAUCUUCAUUAAACUUGCAGGUUCCGAUUCUAAAUUCCCAAGUUCGGAGAACAAGAAAAGGGUUAUCAUUGGUUGCGUGGUGGGUUCAGUGAUUGUGUUGUUGGCAAUUACUGUAUCUGUAGUAAUCGUUAGAUUGAGAAAGAAGAGAAAGGCUGAACCUGGAAAGGUAAUGGAAGGGUCUUCAGUUGCUUUUACCCAGAAAGAGUUAAAGAUUGCUACAAGGAAUUUCACGGAGAAGUUGGGAGAAGGAGGGUUUGGUUCUGUUUACAAAGGGACACUGCCUGAUUCCAGUGUUGUAGCAGUGAAGAAGCUGGACGGCGUCAGCUUCAGCCAAGGUGACAUGCAUAAGCAAUUCCUUGCAGAAGUCAGGACCCUUGGUACCAUCCAACAUAUCAAUCUGGUUGGUUUGAGAGGUUUUGCUAGUGAUCCUACUAGAAUGCUUUUAGUCUAUGACUAUAUGCCCAAUGGUUCGUUAGCUUCCCAUCUGUUCACGGAAGAAGAUGCAAAGACUUUAGAAUGGAAGACACGGUACAACAUCGCACUAGGAACGGCCAGAGGGUUAGGUUACCUACAUGAGAAGUGCAGGGAAUGCAUAAUCCAUUGCGACAUCAAGCCAGAUAACAUACUUCUAGACUCUGAAUUCAUACCCAAAGUGGCGGAUUUCGGCAUGGCAAAGCUCUUCGGGAGGGACUUCAGCAGGGUUCUGACAACAUUUAGGGGAACAAUAGGAUACCUAGCACCUGAGUGGCUUUCAGGGGAGGCCAUUACAGCCAAGGCUGAUGUUUACAGCUACGGGAUGAUGCUUUUUGAGCUAGUAUCAGGAAGGAGAAACUCACAACAUACAAGUACAGGUCAUUACUUUCCAACUUGGGUAGCAACUGUUGUAAAUGAAGGCGGGAACGUGCUAGAUCUAUUGGACCCUAGAUUGAAUGGGAAUGCUGAUAUUGAAGAGGUGGGAAGAGUUUGCAGAGUUGCUCUAUGGUGCAUCCAGGGUGACGAAAGUCACAGGCUGACAAUGGGCCAGGUCGUGUAUGUUCUUGAGAAGAUUUUGGAAGUGAACAUUCCUCCGAUUCCAAGAAUUCUCCAGACAUUUACUGAUCUAGAUUCUAAUGGCCAACAAUUCUGGAUUUCUCGGUAG
Linum tenue is the source of this 2448-nucleotide messenger RNA. NCBI's taxonomy places the organism in Eukaryota, Viridiplantae, Streptophyta, Magnoliopsida, Malpighiales, Linaceae. The record is from the annotation of a GenBank genome assembly.